Molecule: messenger RNA, 1456 nt
Organism: Daucus carota subsp. sativus
Lineage: Eukaryota; Viridiplantae; Streptophyta; Magnoliopsida; Apiales; Apiaceae
Product: pectin acetylesterase 7
Exons: 13
Coding region: 73-1308 (411 amino acids)
Biological process (GO): cell wall organization
Cellular component (GO): plant-type cell wall
Molecular function (GO): pectin acetylesterase activity
Source: RefSeq, a predicted model, not a curated record
GUCUUAUAUUAUGUAUAAUAUAUGAUAUCCACUUGUAACAUGUAUAUAAAUAUGCGAUGUACUUAAGGCUUUAUGUCAUAUUCGAUAUAUUACAAGUGCAAGAUGCUCCACAGCUCCAGAACAAGAAUGUAUGGAAGGCUGUAUAUGCUCGUAUCUGUGUUGAUUUUACUUGCACCAGUAAGCCUAGCAGUUAAUUAUACUUACUUCAAAACUGUUGAUCUUACUUAUAUCCCAAGUGCAGUUAAAAAUGGUGCAGUCUGUUUGGAUGGAAGCCCUCCUGCAUACCACAUUGACAGGGGAGUCGGAGAUGGAGCACGUAACUGGCUCGUUUUUAUUGAGGGAGGAGGAUGGUGUGAUACAACUGAGAAUUGCCUUAAUCGUACUAAAAAUAUAUUUGGCUUGGGUUCUUCUAAAAUUAUGCAAGCAAAGAAUUUCACAGGACUUCUAAGCGAUAACCAGCAACUCAAUCCUUAUUUCUACAACUGGAAUCGAGUUUUUGUCAGAUAUUGUGACGGUGGAUCCUUUACAGGCAACAGCUUUGAUCCGGUCAACAAACUUCAUUACAAAGGAUCAAAGGUUUUCAGUGCAAUUGUAAAGGAUCUGCUGGGAAAAGGGAUGAGCAAUGCAACAAAUGCUCUUAUUUCUGGAUGCUCAGCUGGUGGAUUAUCAGCAAUACUUAACUGUGAUAAAUUUCGUUCUUUCCUACCUCCACACACUAAUGUGAAAUGUGCUUCCGACGCUGGCUACUUUCUACAUGUGAAGGAUGUUUUUGGAGAAUACAAUUAUGCAAACUUCUAUGAUAGAAUUGUUAAAUUACAUGGGUCAACUAAGAAUUUACCCAAAGCUUGCACUUCAUCAAUGAGGCCUAGAAGUUUGUGUUUCUAUCCACAAUACGUCGUGCCACAUGUUGAAACGCCUCUGUUUCUCAUAAAUUCUGCAUAUGAUGCUUAUCAGAUUGGAUUUAUUUUGGCACCAAGCAUAAAUAAUUUGCCUCAAACCUGGGAGAGGUGCAAAAAUGACACGACGACAUGCUCGCCAGAUCAAAUUGAGAUCUUGAAAGGAUUCAGAUCAGAAUUUUUAAGCGCAUUGCCUAGAUUAGGUAAUGGUUCAUUCAGGGGAAUGUUCAUCAGUUCUUGUCUAGCCCACUGCCAAUCUCAACUUCAACUAAACUGGAACUGGGAUCCUGGUUUCAGGAUUGAGGACAAGACAAUGGCAGAAGCUCUAGGGAGUUGGAGCACUGGCAGAAGCUCACUCCAGAUAAUUGCUGGCAGUGAAUUGCCCAAAAUAUGCCUGACAACUCCAUUAUGAAUAAUCAAGACAGAUAUAGUGCCGCCUGUUUGGGUACGCCCACUUCUGGCUUUUUCUCACAAAAAGUCGGCUUCUACUUUUAUUGACCCAUUUAUGUAAAAAGCCAGAAUCACUUAUAAAGUUAGAAAUGCUAACUUUUGUUUCAGGA